UGAUUGAGCUGCGAUCCCUCUCUGCUGCGAGUUUUGCGAUCUCUUCUCUGACGACGGCGUCGUCUCGGUAGGGCAGGGAACGGCUGUUCGCGCGUGCUUCUGCAUGCGCUUUUUACUCCACCGGGGUGCCCAGCUUGUCUUCGGCUCUGCGGCUGCAUUGCCGACUCGCAGCCAGGAAUCAUGGAGCCUCUACAUGUCACAGAAUUCGGGUCGGAGCGCUACCUGGAGAAGUUUAACCAGUCACAGCAAAAUGCCACGCCUGCCGCAGCUCCUGGCGCCGGACUCUCCCAAUCCCCGUUCAUACUCCCCAUUCGGGGCUCCAAUCUGUCUGAGCCCGAAAGCGCACCCCACAAAGCUGGCGAACAGAAGCGAUCCGACAAGAGAAGUUUGAACUUCUUCAGGAACAAAUUCCACGUCAAAGGCUCUUCGGUCACCACCGCGAGCAGCACCGACCAUUCCGAGCGAAGAGCCUCGUCGACUCCUUCGGCCGCACCCAAGCAACGCGUUCCGUUUGACCAGCUCUUCGUUGCCCUGCCGAACGAAUUGCAGGUGGAGAUCAUCGCCUCGCUCCCGCUCUCAGACGUGCUGAAUUUGCGGCUGGCGUCCAGAUCAAUGCACGCUCUGGUUUCGCUGAAUGAGUCGCCCAUAGCUCGCUAUCAUCUCGACCAUCAUGUGCCCGCGUACGCCAAGCGUCUUUACCCCCCUCCGGAGGGCGUCCCGUUGAACCUGCAUUACCUCUGUGGGAUAUGGCACCGACUCCACGUUGCUGCCAAGUUAUCCUACCUAAUGUGCGAAUGGAUAUCGAAGGAGCUGUUCCUGAGGAACACGGAGGAAAAGAAGAGGGAAUUUGCGCCACAGAGGGAACGGAUGCGACGGCGUCUCAUUCCAGUGCUCUUCACUGUGUUUCACUUUUUCGAGACUUACCGGAAACUGCACCUCAAGUACAUCGCCGAGCACGACGGCAACGGACUGCACCGCACCCCGUACACCGUCAACCCGAUUGAGGCCGAAAUCCUCAGCAUGUACGAUGAUCGAACUCUUUUGCGCGUCCACGAGGCGUUCCCCUUGGUGAUCUCGUCCUUCUGCAGACGCCUUCGACCUCCGUCAUAUGUCGGCCGGGUUGAGCGAUCGUUAAGGGGGUAUCUUAGGGAUAGACCGCCGGAUGAGGUACACGUCGCGAUCCUCUGUCUUGGCGGCCUGCGGGAGGUGGAGAGGAUAUGGGAGGUCAAGGGUUACAAUGCUCGACGGGCAGCCGUCGAUAGCUGGUAUGGGUCCAUCACCCGAGAGGCGACCGAGCCGGAGACGAAAAAACGGCGGGGGGUGCUGGGGCUCAAACGCAAGAAGUCGUCGAUCGCCUCGAUCAACAGCGGCACGAACGACACGAGCUCGAGCUCUGGGAGUUCAAGCCAUGCGAGUGUUGCCCAAGGGAAGCAGCCGGAGAGUCUUGUUUUCUGCACCAGUCUCGCCGCCGGCAUGCCCAUGGGUAGUCUGACUCGGGAAGAAGCAAGAAUGCUCCUUCCCGACCUGCCGGUACUGCAGAAGAUCUGGUUGGAAACGGCCGAGACCAUGAUUCUCGACCGCAAAAUCGUCGAACGACCUUCAGACAUUCGACGCAAUGCGCAAAUAUUGACCGACCUCAUCCGUGAAGAUGGCGUCGACGAUGAGGACCAGUGGCUGUACGGCACUGUCGCCCCCGACUCUGUCCGACCGAAUCUGGACGCGAUCGAGGAGGACUCCUUGGAGUAACAUGCGGAACACAUUCCAUGCACCGAGCAUUCCCUUUCUCUUGUUUGCCAUUCUUCUUUCAAUCGACCAGAGGGGCAUGGACCCUGAGACGUCAGCCAGGCCCGGUUCCAACGAUUCACUCACCACCGAUUAUCAUCCACCACAAUCUGCCGCACACUAUGACAGCAGCCCGACAGCCGGAUCGAGCUUUUCCUAUGUUGCAACUUUAUUUUCCUUUUUUCUUUUUUUUUU
Messenger RNA from Thermothielavioides terrestris NRRL 8126, 1977 nucleotides. RefSeq lists its product as uncharacterized. The coding region runs from base 181 to 1746 and encodes 521 amino acids. Gene Ontology annotation, molecular function: protein binding. NCBI's taxonomy places the organism in Eukaryota, Fungi, Ascomycota, Sordariomycetes, Sordariales, Chaetomiaceae. The record is from RefSeq and is a predicted model, not a curated record. The transcript has 2 exons.